CGGACGAGAAGAAAACGAGAUCAAAACAAGCAUGGCGAUCGAUGUAAAGGAUUUUCUUAAAAUCCUUGUAUUUAUUGUGUUUUCUUCCGUUGUUGCUAUUGUCGGUGAGGAUUUAGUGGUGGAAACCAAAAAGACAUGUACAUAUUAUGGUGGCACCCAUGUCCCGUCUCCAGAGAACGGCCUGGUGAACUGCUCUUGGUACUCCACCAAUGCCUGCUGUAAAAGAACUGAGGUGACCUCCGUGUUUGGUGGGAUGUACAAACUGGCUCGGGCCAGCAAGAAGUGCCAGAAUAGAGUGAAUUAUCUCAUGUGUUACUUCUGUAGCCCCGAGCAGCACCUGUGGUAUCAGGACCAACUCCAUGUGUGUGCCGACUUCUGUGACUCCAUCCACUUUUACUGCAAGACUGCCAUGUUUUCUGGGGAGAAAAUAGGUACAUCUUAUAAAAACGGCAAAGAAAUCUGCGAAGGACAAAAGUUCAAGUAUGUGGAAAGUAACACAAACUGCUUCAAAUUUGACCCCACAGUGUUUGACACUGGGUGCUCUCUGAAAUCCUCAUUGAUAACUCUGCUGCUGGUUCUGGGAAUAUCCAUAUGGAUUGUCCACUGAUGAUGACUGCAAUGUUUAGUGCAUUAGAAAAUUUAGUCCAAGAGGGAAGCUUUAAACCCAUCAUAGUCACUGUACCUGUGCCAUACUUUCAUAGUCAGUUUUAAGUAACUUGGUAAAAACUGUGGAAGGGUGGAAACCAGGCUGGACUGUAGGUCUCAAUGGCCAUGUAUCUCACAAUGAAGACCAACAGCUGUUAAUGAAGACCAACAGCUGCCAUGUGGUCCUGCAGAUCUGGGGACUUUUAUCAAAAAGUCGUAAAUCAGUGUUUUGGGCUGAAAUCUUAGCAGACUAACACUUGGUCAACUAAGAAGCAUCUCAUGAAAAUAUUAGGUCUAUUCACCUUGAUUUUUUUUCAACUAAGCCCCAGAUUAUAUUAAAAUGUAAAAGAAAUAUAGAAAUGGGGACUUUAAGAAGUAUGAGUAGGAAUCUGAAAACAUACUUUUAAGUAAAGUAUACUUAAAAGUAUGUACAUUAGCAUGCAUGACUCAUCACCUCAUAAUAAUGCUCACAGUCAUUUAUUAAAGAUGUGUGCCUUUGUCGUGAACACAUGGACCCUUGCUGUAGAGCUUUAAAUAUUUUAACUAAUUUAAAUUUAAAAUUAAAUUUUUGAACCAAAUGGCUUUCAGUACAAUAGCUCAGGAGUGACAGUUUGAGUUCUUUUUAGUAAGUGCCACACCUCUUAAGAGUGCUUUAACUGUAGCAUUUCUGCAUAUAUAAAUACUAAAAUCAACAACUUGAAUCUUUAAUGUGUGGUAUUUAUUCUAACAACUUUGUUGCAGCGUGCCAUAUUUGUAAGUCUGUUCAGCAGGACCCAACUAAAACUGAAAUAGUCCAAUUACAGGGACGGAUCCAGAGAGAUUUUCUGACAGUCCUCAAAUUAUCUUUGUUGAUCCAUCCUCCAUUUUUGUAU
This is a messenger RNA of Lingula anatina, 1517 nucleotides long. Its product is annotated as riboflavin-binding protein. Gene Ontology annotation, molecular function: signaling receptor activity. Lineage: Eukaryota; Metazoa; Brachiopoda; Lingulata; Lingulida; Lingulidae. The record is from RefSeq and is a predicted model, not a curated record. Gene Ontology annotation, cellular component: external side of plasma membrane.